Molecule: messenger RNA, 1399 nt
Organism: Drosophila nasuta
Lineage: Eukaryota; Metazoa; Arthropoda; Insecta; Diptera; Drosophilidae
Product: putative ribosome production factor 1
Exons: 1
Coding region: 88-1299 (403 amino acids)
Biological process (GO): maturation of LSU-rRNA; maturation of 5.8S rRNA
Cellular component (GO): nucleolus; preribosome, large subunit precursor
Molecular function (GO): rRNA primary transcript binding
Source: RefSeq, a predicted model, not a curated record
UCAACUUUUAGACAAGAAGAAGCACGUCAACACGUGCCGCUUACUUUGAGUUGUGUUACACAGUUUUUACUUCAUAUUUGUAAAAAAAUGGGAAAAAUUAAGCGAAAAGCGCAACCGGUACCUGUGGAGGAGGACUCAGACAGCGACUCCAGUUUCGCAGAGGAGGAGCUGAGCGAAAAGGAGGUGGGACCUGUCACAGAUAGCAGCGAUGACAGUGACUUGGAAACGGAGCCUAAGAAAAAGUCAAGCGACACAACUGCAGAUGCUGAUGCUUCAGGUGAUGAUGAUGAUGCUGCCGAGGAUGAUGAAGAAGUUGACGACGACGAGGAAGACGAUGAUGAUGACGACGAUGACGAGGACGGUGAUGGAGAAGAUGACAAGAAGAAAGCCCGCUUACCUGUGCUGAAUCCUUUAAGCCUGAUGAAGAACAAAGAGCAGCGCAUGGCGCUUUUCCGCAAAAUGAAAAAGGAGAAGCACAAGAAAAAGAUGCAGGAACGCCGGGCUCGCCGCAAGGCUGGUUUGCCUGCUAAUCCAGGUCACACCAUUGAAAGCUUACGUGAAAAGGAUCAAACAGACGUCAACAAUCUGAACGAUUCGGAUAAUGAGGAGCUGCAAAAGGAGUUGGAAAUCGACGAUUUCAGCACAUAUUUUGAACGCGUCUAUGAGCCAAAGGUGCUCAUCACAUUCGCCGACAAUCCUGUGACUAAGACGCGUAAAUUUGGGCUGGAAUUGUCACGUAUUUUUCCCAAUGCGCUAGUGAAGAUUCGCAACAAAGCGUCGGUGAAACGCAUUUGCAAGAGUGCUGAGCGGGAAAAGUUCACAGAUGUGGUCAUUAUCAAUGAGGAUCGACGUAAACCCAAUGGAUUGUUGGUCAUACAUUUGCCCAAUGGACCCACGGCGCAUUUCAAACUAUCCAACGUCAAGUUGACAACGGACAUUAAGCGUGAUCACAAGGAGAUAACUAAGCAUCGCCCCGAGGUGAUACUCACGAACUUUACGACACGCUUGGGCCUCACUGUGGGACGCAUGAUGGGCGCGUUGUUCCAUCACGAUCCAGAGUUUCGUGGGCGUCGUGCGGUCACCUUUCACAAUCAGAGAGAUUACAUCUUCUUUCGCCAUCAUCGCUAUGAGUUUAACAAGGAGGGUAAACGAGUGAAGCUCCGCGAACUGGGACCGCGAUUCACGCUUAAGUUGCGCUCGCUGCAGGAGGGUACAUUUGAUAGCAAGACUGGCGACUACACUUGGAUCAUUAGCAACAAGCGACAUGCCAUGGAGUCGAGACGUCGCUUCUUCCUCUAGUUUAAAAAAUUAAGAAACGAAUGCCUUUCAUUAUUGAAAUGUGUUUGAUAUAUUUUAUUUCCUAGAGCAUAUAAAUAAAAUAAAAUAAGGGUAAAAAAAA